UGUGGGUCACUCUAUUAAUUUCCUGAGAAAAAGCAAAGAAAUUGAACCCAGGAAAAAAAUAUACAAAUAAACUUGUAACUCUGUGAGAAGAAAUAGUCUUGUUGCUUCAAUUAACUGCGAUGGCUUCUUCUUCUUCUUCUUCUUCUUCUCAAGUGAAGUAUGAUGUUUUCCUCAGUUUCAGAGGUGAGGACACUCGAGACAAUUUUACCAGCCACCUCAAUGCAGCUUUGUGUCGGAGAAAGAUUGUUACUUUCAUCGAUGAUCAACUUGUAAGAGGAGAUGGGAUUUCACCAUCUCUUUUGAAUGCGAUUAGUGGAUCAAAGAUUUCAAUCAUCAUUUUCUCGAAAGGUUAUGCUUCUUCUACAUGGUGCCUCCAAGAACUUGUUGAGAUCCUCAAUUGCAAGAGAAUGUACGGUCAGAUUGUGAUUCCAGUGUUCUAUCAUGUAGAUCCAUCAGUUGUAAGGAAGCAAUCAGGGACUUAUGGAGAUGCAUUUGGCCAGCAUGAAGUAAAAUAUAUGGAGGAAAAAGAGAUGUUGCAGAGAUGGAGGAAUGCUUUGACGGAAGCAGCCAAUCUAUCUGGCUUUGAUUCAAAUUCCAUCAGGCCUGAAUCGAAACUUAUAGAGACAAUUAUUGAAUAUAUUCUGGAGAGAUUGAAUGAUAUGUCUUCUAGCAAUAAUAAGAACUUGGUAGGACUUUGGGGUAUGGGUGGUAUAGGCAAGACGACACUUGCUAUUGCAGUCUUCAAUGAAAUCUCAAGUCAGUUUGAAGCUUCGUAUUUUAUACCAAAUAUUAGGGAAGCAUCAAAUAAACAUCAACUACAUCAUUUGCAAAAAGAACUUCUUUUUGCAAUAUUAGAGGAUGCACAUAUCGAUAUAAGACUCACAUUCGUAAAAGAAAGGCUUGGACGUAAAAGAGUUCUUAUUGUUUUUGAUGAUGUGACAAAUUUGAAACAAGUAAGAGAAUUGAUUGGAGAUCUUGAAAACUUGGGUUAUGGAAGUCGAAUCAUUAUAACCACAAGAGAUAAACAAGUGCUAAAAAAUUGUGGAUUGAAUGAUUCUCCCAUAUAUGAGGUCGAAGGAUUAGGUAGUGAUGAAUCCCUUCAACUAUUUAAACAACAUGCUUUCAGACAAAACCAUCCAAUUGAUGAAGUUUACUUGAAGCUUUCAGAAAGAGUCAUAAGUUAUACUAAAGGUUUGCCUUUAGCUCUUGAAAUCUUAGGUUGCUUUCUACUUGGUAGAGAAAAAUAUGAAUGGGAAAGUGCAUUGGAUGAAUUAAAAAAAUCUCCAAAUGAGGUUAUCCAAACGUUGCUUAAGAUCAGUUAUGAUGGAUUAUCUGAUAAAGAGAAGACUCUAUUUUUAGAUAUUGCAUGCUUCUUUAAAGGAUGGGAUAAAUAUUUAGUCGGUACCCUCGGUUCACAUAUUGGAGUAUGUGUUCUUGUUGAUAAAGCUCUUAUAACUAUUUCACACAACACCAUAGGAAUGCAUGAUUCGAUUCAAGAAAUGGGUUGGGAAAUUAUCCGACAAGAGCCUAUCAAUAAACUUGGCCAACGGACUGAUAAAUUAAGAGGUAUGCUCUUUAAUAUGGUUGAAAUGAGAGAAAUACACUUAAAUCCUCAUACUUUCUCAGAAAUGGCUAAUCUAAGAUUCUUGAUAGUGAAUAACUUCGAUUUGAGACACGAUAAUAAGGUUCAUGGUUUUGACAACAUUGAGUUUGAUUUCUCAGAGUUAAGAUGCCUCUGUUGGGAUCAUUCCCCCUUCCCAUCACUGCCUUUGAAAUUUGAUCCUGAUAACCUUGUUGUACUUAAGAUGAAAAACAACAAUCUUGAACAACUUUGGACGGGUAUUAAGAAUCUUGCUCAUUUAAAAUACAUUGACCUAAGUUACUCAAAACAUCUACUUAAAGUCCCAGAUCUCUCAAAGGCUCAAAAUCUAGAGUGCUUGAUUCUAGAAGGCUGUACAAGUUUGUUUGAGAUCACUACUCCUUCUCAGAAUCUGAAUAAACUUGUUAAUUUGAAUCUAAGAAAUUGCAAAAGCCUUACCAGUCUUCCAAAUGGCAUCUGUAAGUCAAAGCUACUGAAAUACCUUCGUAUCUCUGGUUGUUCGAAACUUGAAAGAUUGCCUGAGGACUUACGAAAUUUAGAGAGCUUGGAAGUACUAGAAGCUAUUGGACUAUCUGUAAGAGAACUAUCUUCAAUUAUGUCUGGUUGGCUAGUAAGAGAACUAUCUUCAGUUAUGUCUGGUUGGCUAUCACCUGGUCAAUCAGGUUUGUGGUUUUUAAGAAGAUUAAAUUUGAAUCACUGCAGUCUUACAGAGUUACCCAAUGAUAUUGACAAGCUGUCCUUACUCGAAGAUUUAGAAUUGGAAGGAAAUAAUUUUCAGAGCAUCCCAUCAAACAUCAUGAACCUUUCCAAGUUACAGAUCCUUAACAUAAGGUUUUGUAAUAGGCUUCAAUCCUUACCAAAGCUUCCACGUAAUAUAGAAGAACUUAGGGCAGAUGGUUGCAAAUUGCUAAAAGCAUUAUCAGGUUUCACAAAUCUAAUAAUUCAAAGACAUUCUGGAAGGACAUUGAACUUCUCCAAUUGUGUCAGUUUGUAUUGGAAUACACUCAAAAAAAUUUUGAAUGAUUCUAUGUUGGAUAUGUUCUCAGAUACAUUUUGCCUAUUCAAACAUGAAAAUAAGGGAGCUGGCAAGCCACAAGGUGUUAUGUGUUUCCCUGGAAGUGACAUCCCAGAGUGGUUUAACAUUCAAAGUAGCGGAUCAUCUAUAAAGCUACCGCAAGGUUUAUUCAAUAAGAAGUUUCUGGGUUUGGUCUUUUGUGUCAUUGUUGAAGUUGAAGAUAAUUAUAAUCUAGAUAAUUUCUUGAAUGUUGUGUAUGAGUUGCAAGUGAAAGGCGUUGAUGUAUACAUAACAUGUGAUAAAAAACUUCUUUCACUUGGACCCAUGUAUAUUAAAUCGGAUCAUGUAUUACUUGGAUAUAAUUGUAAUUCAUUGGAUAAUGAACUUUUUGAAUUAUCUUGUGAUAAGGAAGCCAUUAUCUCUUUCAAUCCCAAAAACAAUUUAGAGAAGUUUGGGGUUGGAAUAUAA
Messenger RNA from Mangifera indica (mango), 3083 nucleotides. RefSeq names its product disease resistance protein RPV1-like. Gene Ontology annotation, biological process: signal transduction; defense response. Gene Ontology annotation, molecular function: ADP binding. The transcript has 6 exons. Lineage: Eukaryota; Viridiplantae; Streptophyta; Magnoliopsida; Sapindales; Anacardiaceae. The record is from RefSeq and is a predicted model, not a curated record. Bases 120 to 3083 code for a protein of 987 amino acids.